Messenger RNA from Daktulosphaira vitifoliae (grape phylloxera), 2141 nucleotides. Its product is annotated as 2,3-bisphosphoglycerate-dependent phosphoglycerate mutase-like. Gene Ontology annotation, molecular function: intramolecular phosphotransferase activity. Lineage: Eukaryota; Metazoa; Arthropoda; Insecta; Hemiptera; Phylloxeridae. The transcript has 7 exons. The record is from RefSeq and is a predicted model, not a curated record. Gene Ontology annotation, biological process: glycolytic process. Bases 196 to 1011 code for a protein of 271 amino acids.
UCUUCAGUUAAUUUAUUGCAAUUCUUUUUAAGUAACUACUUCAAUUUUUUUACUAAAAUAACUAACAAAGUUAGAAAUGUGUUUUUAAAUACGUAGAAGUGAUGAUUUGUUUUCAGAUGAUGUUACACUCAUUAGCUAUAUACUUUUUAGUUGCAUUUACUGUUUUUUCUAAAGGAUAAUUAAUAAAUAAUAAUUAUGUAUUUAGAAGUUCACUUUUCAGAUGUAACCCAACCAGGAGUUGUAAUUAUGACAAGACAUGGAGAGAGUGAAUGGUCGAAAAAUGAUAUUUUUUGUGGAUGGUAUGACGCUUUGUUGACUGAUAUAGGAAAAACUCAGGCUCAUGAGUGUGGAAAAUUAAUAAAAGAUGCAGGUUAUAAAAUAGAUGUAAUUUUUACGUCAUUUCUAACCAGAGCAAAUCAAACAGUAAACAUAAUAAAGAAAUGUAUUGAUGGGUCUGGUAUACCGGUAAAAGAAUCGUGGAGACUCAAUGAACGGCACUAUGGGGAUUUAACUGGCUACGUUAAAAGCGAAGUAGUUAACAAAUAUGGCAUUGAUAUAGUUAAUAAUUGGAGGAGAAGUUAUAAUGAACUACCUCCUGUGAUGAGCUCGGACCACGAGUAUUAUAUGAAAAUUUGGAGUAAUCCUAAAUUAAAUGCCGCUGAAGACUUGAACAUACAAGAAUUUCAUCACUCUGAAUCACUCAAAACAACUUUAGAAAGAGUAAAACCUUACUGGGAAGGUGAAAUUUCUCCUUAUAUAAGUGAAGGAAAAACAAUAUUAAUCGUGACUCAUGGUACUAUAUUGCGAGCAUUAUCCAAGAUUUUAAGUGGUUUUACUGAACAAGAAACUUGUAAAAAAGAAUUUCCAACUGGUAGACCUUUAAUUUACACAUUCGAUAAAAAUAUGAAUGUAAUCACAUCUAUGCAGUUUUUGGGUGAUCAGAAAUACGUUGAAAAAGCUAUUUCUAAGCUACAUCAACCAGUUUAUUACAAUAAUAAAUAUAAUAAUUAAAUAAUUCAUAUUUUGUAUAAGACUUAGCUACUAUGUUUUUGUAUAUUCGAUAAACUUUUUUUAGCUUCGAUACAAACUUGAGAAGGUAUUAAUUUUACAAUAAGGUUUAUUUUUUUUUAUGGCUGUCACCACUUUUUCUCAGCUCUCAUUGGACCGAUUUCUUUCAACGAUAAGUCAAAAUAUCACAAAUCAUAUCAAAUUGAAGACAUUACCCUUAAAAACUGAAAAAUUUCUCUCGUUCUCUGUUAAUAGGAAAAAUCUCCAAAAAAAUUACAUUUUUUUUAAAAUCAGUGAAUUUUAACAUUUUUUUUCUUAAAACUGACAUAAAAUAUUCAAAAAUGAACAAAUGAAAAUAAUUUUUUUUUAUAUAAAAACCAUACGUAUUUUUCUUUUAUUUGAUAUACAUUUUUUUUAAAUCUGAUUGUUUACCUGCCCACAUGGGAGGAUUUAAAAUAGAAAUUUUUUUACAGAAGUCAAUUUUUUCAACUUUUAAAAAUGUUCCCGAAAUACUGCGUCCUUUACAUAUGUUAAAUUAAAGCUUUUGUUACGUAUUAUAAGUUUAAAAAAUCAAAUUUGUCCGGACGACCUAUCUUCUAUGUGCAAAUGGCCGUCAAAGUUGAAAAAAUUUAUUAAAUAUUUAUUUAUAUAUUACACUUAUAUAUCAUAAAACUUGUAAUCAGGAUAUAAAUACGGAAAUAGUAGUUCAUUUUGCUAUUGAUAUAAUCCCCUAAUUUCUUAUAUAAUAAAAUUAAAAAUAAUUAAUAAAAAAAAAAAAUACUGAUCCUUUAAUUUUAAACAAGUAUUAAAUUAUUUUUAUCUCUUUUUCAUGUUUAGUGUAAAUACUCGACUAAUCCUAAGUUCCUUAAAACACCUGAUAAAGUAUUUUUGGUGCAUAACAUUAAAGUUAUUAUCAUGAUUUUUUAAUGAAGAGUCUUAAAUAAUAAUUACAUUUUUUUGUAUGAUACUUUUUUGUUUACCACCAGCCUGAAAUGUAUUUAUAACAUAAUAAAUUGGAGAAUUUAUAACUCAAUUAACACUUAAUACAAUUUGGUUUUUGACAAAUACGAAUUUUAUGUAAAUAUAAGCUUAAAAUAUCAAAAUCAGAAGAAAAUCUUAUAUAAUUUAAUUAU